CGAAACCGGAACCACGAGUAGUAAGUGUUUAUAUAUAUAAAUUGACAACUUAGGCAACGUGCUUGCAAAUCAUAACCUUUUAGCUAGAAUCAUGCACGUGUGAGACUCCCUUUGGGAGUAUGUAUUAAUAAAAAUGCAAAAGUGCAGAGUUUGUGGUGGUGCAGAUUUUUACAAAGAUGUGGGAUAUUUUUUUUGUCAAACGUGUCAGACGCAGAGUGAGGAUGUUAGAGAGGAAGUUUUCGAAUUACGUGUAGACAAUACAACUAGGUUGCGGAAAACGAAAAUCAGACAGCUAAGAUCACACGGUUCAGGCGAGGAACUUGGCUGGACUUCAUGGGAAUUGUAUAAUUUUGUUUUGAUUGGACUAACAAAUGAACUUAUAGAACUUGGAGUCCCGUCUGACAUAAAAAUGACAAUAUUACAAUUAUGGGCAACCUAUUUGGGAAAGCUAGAAGUUGCAUUCAUUUCAACCAAGAAAAAAGGCUUGCCAAAAUUGGCAAGAAGAUACAAUAAAAAAGAUGCAGAAAUCAUUUAUGGUAAAAUACAGUCUCAGAAAAAGAUUAGAAAACGUAAACGAAUUGGAAGCAGUGCUAAUACAUCUGCAGUCUCUGAUUACCAAAGUGAAGGGAGUUCCAUGCGUGAAUUAAGUAAAAACAAAAAACUUUUAGCGACUGCAGAUUAUGAUAGAUAUCUUCAAUCUCAAGCUAGUUCCGAAGGUGAUGGCCUCAGUUUAUUUAGUCAAAGUGUAUAUAGUGGUCAGUCUGGUUCAUUAAACUCCUCGAAUAAUGAGGGAAAAGUAAAAUUCAGUUCUCAUGCCAAAGAGGAAGCAAGAAAAAUCAAAAAGCUAUCUAAAAAUCUACCCAGACAUAAAAGGGCUAAAUAUAGAGCAAAGCAUAUAAGUACUAAGUACAAAAUGGGACCUUAUGUGAUUACCCCGAUGAGAUUAUGGGCCAUCUUAUAUCUAGCUCUCAGGAUUCAUAAUCAACCUAUACAAUUGGGAGAUAUGUUAAGAUAUGCCAGAGAAGGACAUUUAUCUUACUAUAAGCUAGAUCAUUUAUUACCCCCAGAAGUCAGUUUAACAAGGGGUGAAAGAAAUUUCUUAAUGCAGAACGUUGCAAUUACGCAUAAGGGAAUGCGACGAAUUACUGCAAGUUUGGCUAAGUUUCUUGGUGUUUGGGAGAUAGUUUGUCCUGAUUUCUUGCCUCUAGUCAAUCGGUAUUGUCAAGAAUUGGGAUUGCCAAGAGGUAUUCAACAAUAUACUGAAAGGCUGAUAGCUUUAUCUACUCCGAAAAUGGUAUUUAAUGUAAAGAAGUCAUAUAUUCCAAAUUAUGAAGGUCGUGCAAUAGCAUUUAUUAUUGUUGUACUAAAGACUCUACUUGCUUUGGACGACAUAACAGAGUAUCAAAUUAGUAGAAUAGCAGAGAAAAUCAGCAGCGUCGCUAUUGAACGAGGCGUGUUGAAUGAAAAACUGUUCAGUUUUCAAGAAUGGCAGAAGUACAUUGAAUGCAGAAAAACGAUAUUAAUUCAUUCGCAUUUUCCAACUAAAAUCAGAUAUAGUCCAAAUACGCACGGCAUAGAUGAUCUGUAUAUGAAAUUUUUGGAAUUUAUAACGUCUAAAACGGAUAACAAGGAGCCAGACCCAAAGAACACUAAGUACCGUUUUCCGGAAGAGAUCGUCGACGCCAUGACAAAAUACAUUACUAGCUUAAGAUCGAACGAUGUUCCGCCAGAAACAGGAGACAUAUUUCCCCCGUCUUUGACACCUCUCCAUUCAUAUUUGCAACAUCUACUGGAUAACCCACUCUCCGAUAUCCCGAGUGUCGCGAGGAAGGAUUUUUUUCUCACUAAAGUUGGAUACAUGACGAAACCACACAUUCUGAUAGAAUUAGCAACGAAAUGCGGUAUCAAGUUAGAUAUUAUAGAUUCGAGUUUACACUUUCUUGAAAAGGUGGUACCUCCUUUCGAGCAACAUAGGAUGCCAAGUAUAGAUGAAUUGAAACAGCUUAUCGACGUGCAGGAUGACUCGAAUCCUGAGUGCAAGGAACAAAGCGAAGAUCUGAACGAUUAUAUACACAGAAAGAUACCGUGUCUAGUGAAACUUGAUGUUCCCAAAGAACUGUACUAUAACAGCAUUCGAACCUCUGUGGGAAAUUUAAAUAAUGAUUUAGGGAACGACUUCACAUUCACGGAAACACUGUCAAAUGGUAAAUUAGCAAUUCCUGGCGAUAGUGACAACGAGGACGAGGAAAAAGAUGCAAAUCCAAUGGAUAGUAUUAAUGGGGAGAGUAUACUACUAGGAAACAAGUUUUGUAGUCAAUACAAUUUACGCUUAUCGAUACCAGAGAACGAGUCUAUUAGCAAGGGACAAAAGAUUUUGCUUGCGCGAAACGCUAAAGGACAGUUCAUUCAAAGAGAAGAAGAAGAAGAAUUCGAGAAUUCUUUUCUGGAAACGAAGAACCCACUUUUUCAGACUAGUACGCAACAAAGUAUUGCGGAAGAUAUGUUUAUCGAUACUACAAAGGUCACUGACGAGAAUUUAUUCAUGUCGAACGGUAUAGAUAUUAAUAAUUUUGACAUCGAAGACAUAGAUAUUAAUUCCGGUUUCCUGGAUUUGGACGAUCCCAUAAAUUUGAGCGAGAUCUCUUUAUUCCGUGACAACAAUACCAUUUCCACGCCGCAAACAAGUAAAACAAUAAAUACAAACAACAAUAGGCAUCAGUUUUUUAGGCCUUUUAAAGACUACUGGAUGUAUCAUUGCAUUUUCAGUCGCGUGAAAGCAAAAAAUUUCGCCACAUUCGAAAGGUCUUUGCCAAGAAGUUUCCGUUGGUUAUUAAAACAGUGCGCACUUACCGUAGAAAUGACUGUGGAGGAUCUUUAUGAAGAAGUAUGUUUAAUAGAAAAAUACCACGCGUAUAUUUUCAAGUCUAUACAUUCCAGUGACAAGUACAAUGAUACGGAUUCUGUAUCAAAAAGUGAAAUGAAUUUAAUUCUAAGUAAAUGGUAAAAAAAAGUCGCUGUUUUUGUGGCGUUGACUAUAUUGCUACAACGGUAAUGUAAACUUCCUAUUGACGAUGUAGGUAUAGAUACAAUAUAAAUUUACCAUAUGGAACGAUCAUUGUUUCAACAGAUCUCUAUAAUAAAAUAUUGGUACUUAGUACGUAGUUUGCAUACUCA
This is a messenger RNA of Dufourea novaeangliae, 3174 nucleotides long. It is a transcript of the gene TAF1B, whose product is annotated as TATA box-binding protein-associated factor RNA polymerase I subunit B. The record is from RefSeq and is a predicted model, not a curated record. The coding region runs from base 134 to 3004 and encodes 956 amino acids. NCBI's taxonomy places the organism in Eukaryota, Metazoa, Arthropoda, Insecta, Hymenoptera, Halictidae. Gene Ontology annotation, cellular component: RNA polymerase I core factor complex; RNA polymerase transcription factor SL1 complex. The transcript is spliced from 10 exons. Gene Ontology annotation, molecular function: RNA polymerase I core promoter sequence-specific DNA binding. Gene Ontology annotation, biological process: RNA polymerase I preinitiation complex assembly; nucleolar large rRNA transcription by RNA polymerase I.